CUUUGAUGUUACGCAACAUCUCGUCACACUUCUUCAGCGACAAUUAUUGAAGACCUCCAAGAUACGCAUCGACCCCUGGUUAUUUCGAAUUCCACAUUCAACAUGCAGGUGCCACUUCUCCGUUUGAAAUGCGGUUGCAAUAGUUAUGAGUGGGGACGAGUCGGCAAAGACUCCUCUGCCGCGCGGUUCGCCUCUGCAACCAACUUCACAGUCCAAGAGGAUAAGCCAUAUGCCGAGCUAUGGAUGGGUACCCAUCCCUCCAACCCCUCAUAUGACUUGGAAACUGGUCGCUCGCUUCUAGACAUGGUCCAGGAUAAUCAAGCCUUGCUGUCACAAUCCGUGUCGAAACGCUACAACCAGAAACUGCCAUUCCUCUUCAAAGUGCUCAGUAUCAGCAAAGCAUUGAGCAUCCAGGCCCAUCCCAACAAGAAACUGGCUGAAAAGCUACACUCAAAGGACCCCCAGCAUUACCCCGACGACAACCACAAGCCCGAGAUGACCAUUGCAAUAACUCCCUUUGAGGGACUCUGCGGCUUCCGCCCGCUCGCCGAGAUCGUCCACUUCUUGCAGACUGUACCCACUCUGCGGCAACUGGUUGGAGAGCAAGCGGCCAAAGAUUUCGAGUCUCAAGUCGAGCAGGGUGGUGACGUUGAGAAGAACAAGCAAGCUUUGCGCGCUGCUUUCACGUCUCUGAUGGAGUCCAAGCCCGAAGACAUUGAGAAAUUCGCUCCCCAGCUCAUCCAGCAGGCCAAGGACGAGGGUUCCAAAUUCGCUGGUGGCGGUGUUGCAGCGUCCUCGGGUAAGGAGCUGAGCGAGUUGAUGAUCAGGCUCAACGGUCAAUUCCCCAAUGACAUUGGCUUGUUCGUCACCUUCUUCCUCAACUUCGUCAAGCUUGAAGUUGGAGAGGCCAUGUUCCUCAAAGCCGACGACAUCCACGCUUAUCUUUCCGGAGAAGUCAUGGAGUGUAUGGCCGCGUCUGACAAUGUGGUCCGCGCCGGCUUCACUCCCAAGUUCAAGGACGUGCCUACGCUGAGCUCCAUGCUCACGUACUCUUACGCGCCCAUCGAGGAGCAGAAACUGCAGACGACCGACUACCCAUAUGCGAAGCUGAACGCGACAGCCUUCAAAUCCGACUCCUCCUGCACUCUUUACGACCCACCGAUUGAGGAGUUUGCGGUCAUCCGCUCCGUCCUUGGCUCUGAUGGCAGCAAGGUCACAUUUGAGCCCAUUGAAGGCCCGUCCAUUGUGAUUUGCACGGGAGGCAAAGGAAAGAUCAGUGUCGGGCCAAAGUCAGAGGAGCUGAAGGAGGGCUUCGUGUACUUUGUUGGAGCCACAGCCGAGCUGGUUUUGGAAAGCGAUGGCAACGAGCCGCUCGUCACCUACAAGGCUUUCUGCGAGCUGGAAGAGACGGUGACGAACGGUGACAGCCGUGGGCACCUAUGAUUGAGUCUGAGUUUGGACUUUCGUGGACGCCAUCGAGUGAUGAAAUUGCAUUGAUUAGCACCGUCAAUAUAGAGCCCGCCAUCUCCAGAAGACCGUUGGAAAGGGUCCUUCUCCGCUAAACCCGCCGCCACCCGCACCGGGGCAGACUAGCCCCAAUAGUCUAGCUCGCAGUCGUCCUGGCGAUCUGCUAUGGGGGUCUAAUUUGCUCUGCGACACUCCUAACC
Molecule: messenger RNA, 1667 nt
Organism: Neohortaea acidophila
Lineage: Eukaryota; Fungi; Ascomycota; Dothideomycetes; Mycosphaerellales; Teratosphaeriaceae
Product: mannose-6-phosphate isomerase
Exons: 4
Coding region: 103-1443 (446 amino acids)
Biological process (GO): GDP-mannose biosynthetic process; carbohydrate metabolic process
Cellular component (GO): cytosol
Molecular function (GO): mannose-6-phosphate isomerase activity; zinc ion binding
Source: RefSeq, a predicted model, not a curated record